Messenger RNA from Rodentolepis nana, 2406 nucleotides. Lineage: Eukaryota; Metazoa; Platyhelminthes; Cestoda; Cyclophyllidea; Hymenolepididae. The record is from the annotation of a GenBank genome assembly.
AUGCUUCCCUCCCUGAUUCUGCUGGCCCUCGCCUUGGAAGCCACAUGCCAACGCUAUCACAUAGCCGAUGUCGGGCCCUAUGAUGAACUGAGUGCAGAGGAACUCACAACUGCCUACAGAAAUCUCGGCUCUCACCUUGGCCGCGAAUUCACUGGUACUCAUUACUUCUCCCCACAGCGCUCGAACGCAUCCAGUGAUUCAGCUAAUGUCCUUUCCCGAGUUGUUCAUGUUGCUCUUGAAGUUCCUCCUAAGGGAAAUCGUGAGAACGCUCACUUUCCGCGUCUCGCCCGGGUUGCUCUUUACACGCCUGGGGAACCUCAUGUCAUUGAAUAUAACGUAGGAACGAGCAGUAAUAAUGGUACUGUAACACAAGUGAGAUCAAUUCCUUCGAUUAGAAGACCAGUAGAUGAAAUUGAGUACGAUAAUUUACAAAUCUUCCUGCAAAAAUCGUGUUCGGGAGGAUUCAACGAAUUCUUGAUAGGGUAUUACGGAGCGAGUCUUUUCUGCAUGAAUACAAACAAGUCCUGCCUGACAGGAUGUACGGAAAUUACGAAUGACACUGAGAGUCCAGCUAGCUACCCUACGUGUCUUUUUGGCAUGUUUGCCUCACCUAGAGUGACCUUGAAGAAACCUAACAGACGAAUCACACUUUUCAGACUUAAUCGCCUCAUCCCACCCUAUAAUCAACAUCCUAUUGACAUUGAUCAUACAGAAACAGACUCAAAUGCUUGGCAUGUUGAUAGUGUGGUUAUACAAGGGACUGAAUUCGCUAGCGUGGAUGAGUUCUUAACUUAUAUAGCUAGAGACCCAAAUUCGAUCAGAAGGUUAAUAGAGCCUUCAAUGCCAUUUGCACAAUUUCAUACAGUUCAAAUGGGUCCAGACCUAUGUCCUCAGGCAAGUAAUCUCCGUGGUGAUUACCGGGAUGUUUUCAAUGGAUCCAUUGUUAAUAAGCAAGUCCGCUAUGGCCCAUGGAGCUUCCAUUUGGGUGUUCGACAUGAAACUGGACUGAGGAUAUAUGAUGUUAAAUUCAAAGGGGAACUAAUUAUGAAUGAGGUUGGAAUGGAUGAGACAGUAACAAUCUACGGAGGAGAUACUCCAUUCAUGCAGUCGAUGACCUCCUUGGAAUCAAUGUACGGUGUAGGGUCAAUGACCUCUGAACUCUCGCCAGGAAUUGACUGCCCGAAAGACGCCAUCUACCUCUCAGUUCCGAUAAUUCCAAAUCUAAAAGGUGGUGCUAAAACAGUCCACAAUGGAAUAUGCAUUUUUGAAUCGUCCGCAAAUAUUCAUGAUGGCACUAUUCGUAGGCAUUAUCAGGAAUUCGCGGAUGAAAAUCAAUCACCCAAUUAUGGCUAUGGCACUGGAAAGACGGGGAAGUCGUUAUAUGUUGUAACAAUAGCCAGUAUAUACAAUUAUCAAUAUUCCUUUGUGAAUAUAUUUUCACCGACUGGUAGCUAUGCGUGUUACGUUGUACCUUCAGGGUACAUUCAUGUGGAUAACCCCUUCUCCCUUGGACAUAAUUACGGUUUCGUGAAACAACAAUUCGAUUUGAGAUUCAACAUCCAUACACACCAUUUCCUGUUCUUUGUCGAUGCUCUUGGUUCAUAUAACACGGUGGAGCGGGUGAAAGUGUUUGCAGAGAAAGCACGAGAUGGAUUCGCCACGAUGAGUAUGCAAAUUGAACGUCUACGGAGUGAAAGUGAAGGCCGUAUACAAGGAGGCGACCCUCUGACAAAAACCGCGAUUUGUAUAUCCGGCGAGACCGAUCCACGCAGGUGUUUCAGUGUGGUGAAUGUCGCUGCAAUGCCAUCACUUGUGACAACAAAUGCCUCCAGAUCCUUUCCAUGGAUUCGAAAAAGUCUAUGGUUUACGAAGUACAAGACAGAGGAGCUGAGAGCCUCAUCAAUUUACAAUGGUGUCGAUCUGACCAACCCGGUUGUCGAUUUUGCCACCUUCAGCAACGAUGAAUCUCUUGAAGGGGACUCUAAGUUUGGCGCUUCUAAAGGGAAAAACAAAAGAGAUUCGCAUAUCAAGUGUCGAGUGACUGCGAUUCUGCCGAAACUUGCUUUCAAUGGGCUCAACUCAAAACGCCUGGAUGACGUGGGUGAUGUUCGACCUGUUGCCAUAUUGGCAGAAAGUAUCACCGGAGAUCGAUGGGGUGCGGGCCAAAUAAAUCGGAUGUCGAUAGCAAAAGAUGUUGUAAUGUGGAUAAACGUGGGUUUUCUGCACAUCCCGGUAAAUGAGGACGUUCCACUUACUCCGAGCAAGAACAGUCAACUUGGCUUCUUACUCACACCCUCCAACUUCUUCCCCCACGGCCCUGAUAGCCUAGACAAAAAUGGCCUCGUUUUCACCGCAAACGUAAAUAAUUUAUUUCAAAUGGCAGGCUUUAUGCUAUUUAUCAUUAGC